Molecule: messenger RNA, 804 nt
Organism: Eremomyces bilateralis CBS 781.70
Lineage: Eukaryota; Fungi; Ascomycota; Dothideomycetes; Eremomycetales; Eremomycetaceae
Exons: 3
Coding region: 1-804 (267 amino acids)
Source: RefSeq, a predicted model, not a curated record
AUGGCUCACGAAGUGUUGAAGAAGUUCAUCGACCUAGGAUAUGGGGCCGAUGCUCCUACAUCUAGGUCUGCGCGUCUCCCAAUGGGUCGACGCGUCUACGUGGACAUGAACAAGCCACUCGACCCGAAUGCCGUUGUCAAAUAUGAGGAACUACUCCAAGGCGAACAAGCAUCAGUCAAUGAGCAGUGGUCUUUCCUCAGAUUCGCUCUUACUUACCUAGCCGAUCCGGAGCUCGAGAAGAGUGCCAGUGAGAUCAAGGAUUUGUGCAAGGGAGGGCUACUGCAGAUGUGGUUCGAGCGAACAGGCUCUCUGUCGGUGAUGAAAGGCCUCACUGUGGAAAACCACAUCAGAGACUAUAAGGCCACGCCCCGCGGUCUCGUCUUCAACCAGGACUACCUUGAAUCAGUUGUUGAGGCGCAGCUGCUUGAGUGUCUCGUCGAAGGCGACCAGCAAGCGUUGGAUAGGAUCGUUGCCGACUUCAAAGAAGAAGGAUUGAAGAAAAACUCCAAGGUACACAGAGCAAUCUAUCACGUUCUCGCUACCAAUCUGCAAAUGCUCGUCGUCGAAGGCCGCAAUAAUGAAGGGCUCGGUGGGACCGAUCGAUGGACUCCGUUCGACAAGGAGACCGGCACAACGCAAGGGCGGAUGCUCAGGGCACUGGAGAACCGGAAGGAGGUUACUGCGGCUGAGGUUGCGAAACUACUGCUCGACAGGGACCCAUUCUUGCCCAUGAAUGCGGUAUUCGACCUGGAGGAUAUUAGGGAUGAAGAGACUGGGGAGCAGGAGACUGCGGAUGUAGCGUGA